GGAGAAAGAACUCCUGCCGCACGCACACAACCUGAAAAUCCUCAGGGGGCUGCUGGAUUUGUUAGACAGUUAUUAAGACCUUCAGAAAGAAGAGCUGCUCUUCAGAAUGACUCAGGAUCACUGGAUGAUCACUCUGCAGAAAGUGUUUUACCCUGUCCUGGCCAUCAUUGGAAUCCCAUCAAACAUCAUGACAUUUGUAAUCUUCUGGAGAAGGGACGGCUUAAUCUGUACUUCCAGCCGCUACCACCUGAUGGCGAUGUCCUUGGCCGACACUAUCGUUCUUAUCUUCAUUGUUAUCAUAGAGAUGAUCCUGAAAUACUACAGCCUGGAGCCUUUCUGGUACAAGGACCCCUGGUGCACCCUCCAGGACGUCUUCAGCUAUGGAGCAGUCAAUGCCUCCGUUUGGCUGGUGGUCUCCUUCACCACCGAGCGUUUCAUCGCUCUGAACACCUUCAAACUGAAGGGGAGGAUGUGCUCCCCAAGAAGCACACUCUACACGAUCAUCUUGAUCCACAUCUGUAGCUAUGCAGCAGCCAUCCCAUAUUACUGGUCCAACAAAUCAGAAGUAGUAAAUGGAACAGGAAGUGCGGUCUGUGUGUACCACCCGGACCUCCCUGACUAUUUCAUUGAGGGUCUGGUUUGGUUUCAGACCUCCCUGGUCAACAUUAUCCCCUUUAUCAUCAUCUUCAUCUUGAAUGGCCUGAGUCUUCGGCAGAUUAUCCUCAGUAACAAAGUGCACUGUGGGAAGGAUGGAGGGAUUCACAGAGUGGCUUCAGGGACACACUUUGGGAACCAGAAGAAGAAAUCUAUCAUCCUCCUGGUCACUGUCUCCAUGACAUUUGCUUAUCUCUGUACCACUAGAUUUGUCACCCAGAUUAUUCUCAAGACCUGCCAUUAUGACAUUGAUAGACAGGAUUACUCCAAAGGCAUUAAUGUUGCAGCGGAUAUUGGCACCAUGUUAGAACUGACCAACACUGCGGUGAAUAUGUAUCUCUAUGCUUGCACCCAGACUGCCUUCCGCAGGGAGUUAAUCCACUGUCUCAAAGCUCUUCUUUGUCCUUGCAAAGCACAGAGAAAACUCCCUCCAACAGUCUUACAGGUGUGAUAUAUCUCCCACUGUUUUAUGGAGAAGUCACGCUACAUGUUCGACAGGAAGCCAGAACAGCUCCCUGUGACUUUCAUAGAUUUUCAGGGUAGGAAGGGACCUCAGUAGGUCAUUGAGUCCGACCCCCUUGCCCUGGGCAAGAAAAAGUACUGGGUUCAGAUGACCCCAACCAGGUGCUUGUCCAGUCUCUUCUUAAAGACCCUCAAGGCAGGGGAGAGCACCACUUCCCUUGGAAGCCCGUUCCAGAUUCUGGUAACCCUUACUGUGAAGAAGUUCUUCUUAAUGUCUAGUCUAAAUCUGCUCUCUCUCAGUUUGUGGCCAUUGUUUCUAGUUAUUCUAAGGGACG
This is a messenger RNA of Alligator mississippiensis (American alligator), 1451 nucleotides long. Its product is annotated as probable G-protein coupled receptor 139. The coding region runs from base 107 to 1105 and encodes 332 amino acids. Lineage: Eukaryota; Metazoa; Chordata; Crocodylia; Alligatoridae. The transcript has 2 exons. Gene Ontology annotation, molecular function: G protein-coupled receptor activity. Gene Ontology annotation, biological process: G protein-coupled receptor signaling pathway. The record is from RefSeq and is a predicted model, not a curated record. Gene Ontology annotation, cellular component: membrane.